Molecule: messenger RNA, 2754 nt
Organism: Macrosteles quadrilineatus (aster leafhopper)
Lineage: Eukaryota; Metazoa; Arthropoda; Insecta; Hemiptera; Cicadellidae
Product: phosphatidylserine lipase ABHD16A
Exons: 12
Coding region: 198-1781 (527 amino acids)
Biological process (GO): phosphatidylserine catabolic process; monoacylglycerol catabolic process
Cellular component (GO): endomembrane system
Molecular function (GO): glycerophospholipase activity; monoacylglycerol lipase activity
Source: RefSeq, a predicted model, not a curated record
UGAAAACUCAUUUCUCAAGAAACUGAAAGUUGUGUUUUCGUUUUGGAUUCAUCAUAGAAUCAAUGAAGAUUGAAUUAGAAUACCAAAUUGUUUUAGAAACCGAUUAUCCUGCUCUCGAUAAUUACCUAUUAAGCUAAUUGGUAGUUGGUUAUCUUCACUCCUAAUAUCAAAAUCCUUGUUCGGUAACGACAACAAAAAUGUCCAUUCGUGCAUUUUUAAAUUGUUUGUUUUCUCCUAAACUUUACAAAGUGUAUUCAGGAAGAAAUAACCAAGGUCUCUAUGAAGCAGGCAAUUUUGAGAAAUGGGGAGAUCAAAUCAUCACAUCUAUGUACAUCAUGGGCAAUGUUGCAAUUUACACUUCUCCAGUUCUCACCUACAUACUCUUCAAGAAAGGUUACUUCCAGCCAGACGGCCUUGUGACACUGACCAAAUUUGGUGUUGGCGUAAUGAUAAUAUUAGUGGUGUCAUACUGUCUACGCAGCUAUGGACGGAUGACUUCUCCAAUGUAUUUGGAAUUCCAGAGAGUUCUUGCCGAGGCUCAGAAAGAUAUUUCGAAUCCAAUCAACAAGAAAGCAAUCUCCCAGUACGACUUUGAGUUCAAUGCUUGGCCUGCGGAGUUCCAAUGGAGUGAUGUUGAAGGAGAGAAGGAUCGUAAGCGACUUACAGACUCGUCAAGUAAGAGGUCCAUGGACCGAGGUAUUCUGUAUGCCCCGUGUUCCAUACUCAGUUACCUAGCAGCACAUACCUUCGGCAUCAGGCUUAUAUACCCAGGUGCCAUCGCUGCUUUUAGUUUCAUGAUGUCUCCUGUUUUAAUGCAAGGAAGAUCAAAACUAGUUGAAAAAGAUGAGGGCGAAAGAUACAAACUGAAAACCAGAGAUAACAACGAAAUUGACUCCAUGUUUGUUGACAGAAGAAAGAAAGGGGGCAACGGCAACACCCUAGUCAUCUGUUCUGAGGGAAACGCUGGGUUCUAUGAGAUCGGGAUUAUGAUAACUCCAUUGAAAUGCAACUAUUCUGUCUUGGGCUGGAACCAUCCUGGGUUUGGGGGAAGUACAGGUAUGCCGUACCCUGAGCAGGAACAGAAUGCAAUGGACAUAGUGAUGCAGUUUGCCAUACACAGGCUAGGCUUCACCCCAGAUAACAUUAUACUGUUUGGCUGGAGCAUCGGUGGAUACGCUACGUCAUGGGCAGCUGGUAACUACCCUGAAGUCAAGGCUGUGAUGAUUGAUGCCUCAUUUGAUGACUUGUUGCCUCUCGCCGUCCCUCGCAUGCCAGCAGCCCUAGAGCCUGUGGUGAGGAGGACUGUCAGACAUCAUGUCAACCUAGACAUAGCUGCUCAGCUGUGUCAGUACCCGGGUCCUGUCAGACUCUACAGACGAACUGAAGACGAGGUCAUCUGUCUUGUCCCGGGUAUGCUGUCUACCAACAGAGGCAACAAUCUACUAGGUCAGCUGUUGAGGUAUCGCUUCCCCCACCUCUUCUGUGAUGAGUCAGAGGACGCUCUGGCCAACUGGCUAGAGACCUCGGGCAACCAGCAGAGGUCGUUGCUAGUCAAGUACGAUGUCAAUGAGGCAUCUUGUCGUUCCAUCCUAGCAGCCUACCUAGACAGGGAGGGUCCGACAAGUUUCCCGUCUCAGUUUGGCACUUCCUUAGAUCCAUCUCAGAAGACUCAGCAUCUGCUUUACUUAGCGAGUAUAUAUCUGACAGACUUUGCGUCGACACACUGCACACCGCUGCCUCCCGCUCUCUUCUCAGUCCCGCAGGCCCUUCCGUCCUCGUAACACUUGCAACUCCAAGUCACAGAGUAUUUAUCUUUUAUAAACACAAGUACCGGUAGGCUGGAUACUACUGUUCACAGAUUUGUGUAAUUUGAUUUUUAAUUUUCCUCAUUAGGAUUAAGGUGUGUUUUUGUGUAGAUUUUGUUGUUGUUGAUCAUUGUUUGUGUAUAGUUUGGAAGUCUAUUCACUUGUGGCUAAAUCGUGUGAUAUAUUAAAGAGAUAUAGGGGUUUCUAAUGUUAUUAUAUUAUCUUACAUAACUUGACUUGAGGAACAAUUACUUAUUUUAAAUGUUGUUGAAUAGAUUGCAUUUAGAAUUUAUUGCUUGCUGAUUGCAAUAUUACGAUUUUGUUCAUGCAGCAAAUAAUUAUUUGUCUAUCCUUAAAUGCUGAUGUAAAUGGGUUUUUAUAGCCAAGAGCAAUAUUAGCCUAGUUUUGAAAUAAUCUUUUUUAUUUACAAAAGGGGUGCAAUUUUGGACAUGAAACUAACAUUCCAAGAGAGCAAUUGCUUCUGAUUUAGUUUAUAAGUUAUUUGACGAAGGGUUCCACUGAGAAAUAUUUUGCUUUUAACUUAUCAUCCCUUGAAAAUCAUUUUAUUUCUCCAUGACAAGUGUUUAUUACACGUCUAUAAUUUGUCAAGAUACAGUAUUGUUUUAAGAAUUAAAACAGGUAACUUAUAUUAUUUAUUAUAAUUAGCUAUACCAAACAACUAGUAUUUAGUUUAAUUUGAACUUUAUGGCCAAUUUAUGCAAUUUGGCUUUUCUGCUUUAUAUUAUUAAAUAAGUAGUGUAAAGACAAAAAAACUGUGCAAAAUUCAAAGUUGUAAAACAAAAAAGUGUAUUUCUAUAUUAAAUACUGAUACCCCUUCCCCUAGUUUAUAUGGAAAUAUCAUUCAUGGAUACAUGACGUAUAAUUUACAUUUGUUAUUUUUGUGGUUUGAGGAUUUUUUAAAUGCCGAAUUAAAAUGAAUUGAAAAAUA